GUUCAUACUUGAAUAAUAGAGAGAGAGAGAGGAAGAAGGAUGGAGGAAAAAUAAUCUUGAGGUAAGUUUUUUCCCCUUUUUUAUUGUGGCGUACAGUUUCUUAGACAAUGCCUGACCCUGACAACGUCAAUCCCGUCGGCAAAGCUGUAAGGAACAUUCCAAAAAUAUCCAACGCAACACACCCCUUCGUAACCUGAACACUUUCCUUCUCGUUUAAUGACCUAAAGCUAAAAGAGAAGCUGACAUUAUUACUUUGUGUUUGUUUAUCUCAUUCUAAAAUCCACAAUCUAACAUUCACAAUCAUUCCAAAUUUUUCACAUCAACUGUUCUUGAUUGAAAUCAACUUGCUUGUUUUUAAUAUAUUUUUGAAUUUUCCUUGACGCGUGACCUAUCGUUAUUCUUCCGCUGUUUCUCCCUAAGUCACACCUUGAGUGAUCGGAAAUUGCGUCAGAAUCUUAAUCGGUCGCUCAAGCUCAACUUUCUCUUUCGUGGCGUAAUGAACGUCAUCGUCCAAAGCUUUGAACGAUGGAUUUAGUGAAGGUGUAUGUACUGAUAAUUCUCGGAGUUGAUUUGUUACUGUCGAAACCAGGUAAAUGAGAGAGGAGCAUUUGAUAAUUAUAAAGUGCAAGCGCGUAAUCGAAUGUCAAGUUCUCGAGAUAGCGUCGUUUCAUUUUAGAUUUAUUCUGAACGACAGACCGAUCCAGCACUAUACUUUCGAGUUUAAUUAAAAGAAAAUGAAUUCUUGAGUGAAGAAUCUCAGGAUAGAAUACUCUUUGAUUCACUGCCACAAUUCUUUUAUGACUUGCAAGCCGAGCCACGGACGAAGAGGGAAUAAUUUGCAGUGAGAAGGAAGUGGCAGUUUACUUGUUUAAAUCGUUAAUGAUCAAAUUUACGUAUACUGUGUAAUGUUGGUUUAAAAAUUAUGUUAAAUAACCUAACAUUGUCCUCUAGCUUUUAUCCAGUUGUAGCUUUAAAACUGUUUGUUUUGUAUUCAUCGCGACUGUACACAGAUCUUCAUAAAGUUGAAAACGAUUGUAAUAUAUGGCGUGACGGCGUGACCGAUGACGUCAUACUAAACUGCACAUGGCAUGCAAUGUGUAACGCAACCCAGGUGUGUUGCAUGAGAAAAUUAAGGGAUUUAUAAAAUGUACCGAUUUUUACUUCAUACACUGUUGUUAGCAUAUAACACUGCUUGCUUGUUAAAAUGAAAACCAUAUGAAUUAUAACGAUUUGAGAGUCUAAGAUAAUCUAAUUUUUAGCGCCCAUCUUUCUUGUGGAUGUGGGUUAAAUUUAAAGAAGAUUGAAAUAUGGUCGCUAUUCCCCAGAUCCUCCUUCUGUGCGAAUCAGGUCCGCUUCAGAGGGGGGGAAAAAUGAUAAAGAUGGCAAUCCAAGAAAACUAGAAAUGAUUUUCUGCACGUAACAGUUAAACCAGCAAACAGUGCAUUUUUUCACAAACACAUAGACACACACUUCACUGGCACUAAUUAUUAGUCUAACUUCUAUGCAAUUGGGCUAUUCUAGAUGGAGAGAGGCUAUGUUCGUGUUAUACCUUCAGUAAAAGACGAUGGUCAUGGCCAAAUGCAAGGGAAUCCUGUAAAUCCAACAAUAAAACACUCGCAGUAAUGGAAUCAGAACAGGAAUGGCAAUUUAUUACAAAUGAGAUUCAAAAUAAAUCAGGCAGCCAAUAUGGUGAAUGGUCUAUAGGCUUAGAAAAAAAUUCAACAACGCAGAAAUGGACUUGGAUCAAUGGUAAAUCUCUGACUAUUGAUAAAUGGCAUAAGGUGGGCAUCAAUCCUGACCCAAAUGACACUUACGGACUGAUUCAUAGGGAAUAUCCAGCAGGAUUUAAAGGAUCACUUAGUACCUAUAGGAGCUACCUUGAAAGAGAAUGGAUUUGCGAGGAAGAAACAGGUAAUGAUCAGUACCAGAAAGAAGAAAAUAAUUUGUGAAUCAAAUGCUGUUGUUAUGCACAGUUUUUUUUUCUAUAAACUACUCUAACCCCCCCCCUUCCCCGUUCUUUAUCUUUCCUAUCCCAACGUACUCUUUCCGAAGGCCGCCUAUAGCUUUCUAAGUUAAAGGUACGUGACAUUGAAACUUUAUCACUCAUUCGAGGCAUUGAGUUAGAUCUUGAGAAACUGUACAUUUCCUUGUUAUCGGGAUAUCACUCGAGAUAUGUAUAGUGGUGGGGACAAUAGUUAUGUUUCUUUAACAGCUACCUGUCAAGGGAUUUGCUUUGUCCAUCCUGUUCCAAUGAGCACAAGUCAUCCUAGAACAUCAAUUGGGACAAAAGCUGCUACCAUACAAAGCAAAACAUCAUCCGAACAUAAAAGCAAUGAUUUAUCAGGUAAGAUCAUGUAUCGCUUGUUAAUUUUAAGAUAUGUAGACGAGUCAUAUCCAUAUUGUUGGUUUGUUAGUUGAAGGUUGGUCACUUGGUUAAAUAUUCAGUUAAAACAGCCAGAAGCACUUUUUAAGGAUUUGUAUUCAAGUCGCUACGAGAAAACAAGUUAAAAAUUAAGUACACUAAACGCAUUAAAUCUAGCGACCUCAAAAAUUGACCUCACUCCCACCACGGCGAAAUCAACAGAGAAAGUUCAGCCGGGGUUUCUUUUUCAUAUAGAAGAGUUUUCAAUUUUCUAAGGUCUACAAUCCUUGGGGAUUCCCUAUGCGAGACUUUCAAGCAGCACUCUCUCUUUCCAUUACUUUCCAUGCGUUAUCCUGUGUUAGUAGAGUCAACCUAAUUAUCAGCUCGACUUUAAUUUUUUUAAGCUUUGUCGACGACCCAAGGUUCCCCGACGACCACAUUUCCAUUUCCAGUAGUAACAAAGGUCGAAGACCUCAAGAAAGGUCCCAACUGCUUUUCUCUUUAUCUGGCAAUCGCUAUUUUAGCAGCAUUUUUGUUUAUAGUGAUGAUCAUCCUCGCCGUGGUUUUGAUACUGCUGCGAAAAAAACAACAAGAAAAAGGUACUUGGAUUUUAUUUGCAUUGUCCAUCAAAUUCAACGUGACAUGUAGCCAUCUCUAUCGUCAGGGCAAUUUAGGGGUAGGUUUGAUUUACAUAUCAUUUAAUAUUAAUUCAACCACAGUUCUAGAGAUGUAUAUGAAUUUAACUGGCAAGGAAGCUAAAUGUAAGUAAAAGUAGCGAGUAAAGGUGCAAGAAAAAUGAACAACAAUGAUUAUAAAUAAAUAAUAAAAAUUUAUAAUAAAACAAUUAAAUAAAAACCGAGUUGUGGCAAAGGAAUUGAUUACACUACUUAAGUCUAAAGUGUCCUGGACUUUAAUACUAUGCUGCCUUGUAAGACCGACUGGUUCUGGAAAAGUCAUACUUAAAGAUCAUAAAAAUUACGCUACGACAAAUCUGAUUAAAAUAACAGUCUUAAAUGACGUUCUCAAAGGAAAUAGUUGGUCGUAUCACUAAUAAGCUCCGCGACUACCUCUUGGCUAUCGAGUUUAUUAAUUUGUCAACCGAAUACCAAGUACUUGUAUGUGUUCCACUAAAAUACUGCCGGAUGAACCGACAAAUUGCGGGAAGUCUGGCGUCAUUUUUUUUCCAACAACCUAAAUUGAAACCUUUCGAAGAAAACAAAAGUUCUUUCUUUCUUUCUUUGCUGCUAACGGUUGUACCUGAUUUCAUCCACUAGCCUCAAGAAACAAAGCUGUCAAAAUGUAAGUUGCUUCUGCAUCACUUUUAUUUCUCGUUUAUUCAGUUUGGUACACAUGUAAAUUAAGGCCGAAUGUAUCUCUUGAACACUACAUAAAAAUUAAUGAUUUGGAAGAAAUACAUUUUCUCUGUGGCAUCCAUUUUAACUAUUCCAUGGGUUUGUUUUCAAAGUGCAACUAAGAGUUUUCGGCCCGUUUGGGAGGGAAGAAGACUUGCACAGAAAUGCAAAGACAGAUGGCUCGAUGCUUAAAAAAGUGACAAAAGCUUGAAAGCUAAUGCAGCCGUAGUUGCCUAAAAGCCAGUGAGCAAGAGCCUGACUUAUUUGCCCUAUUCCUAUAUUUACUUACUUGGAAGCAGUAAGACUCGAAAAAGAGAGCACAUAACUAUUUGUGGAACGAUGAUAAUAAAUUCAGAAAUUAAAAAAAAAAAGUAGUAAUAAUAAACCAGGUUUCAAAGAGAAGAACGAGGAAAUCCUAUUCAAAUGUUCAUAUAACCAGUAGUACAAAAUUUUUAAUUGGCGCUUUCGAUAGGCUGAAACCAGAUUUUUCAUGCCCAUGCGAUGCUGAAAUCGUCAUUCCUACCGAUUUUAUACCAUAGUAGAUUUCGCGAUUUCACGAAGGAAAUCGACUGUCACUUGAGCACAGAACACCCAAGCUGUCUAUGUGCUCUGGAACUCUGUAGGUUUUCUAACAAGUUGAGUAGAUAUCAUAUCCGUGAACCUUCGCCAAAUAAAUAUGGGGUGCUGCUAGUUGUAUGUUGUUUAAAGUUUCAAAAGUUUGUUUGUCUUCCUGUUGUUAGUCAGUCUAAUUGCAUUUUCAAAGGUCAUUAACAAUGAACCUGGACCUUCUUACCUUUUUCUUUUUGUUUGUUUAUUUUUUUUGCUCCCAUUAUACAGAAAUCAGCGUGACUUUCCAGAGAGCUUGCCAUUGAAUGUUUUGAAUGUUGAUGCCCGGGUAGAGUUUGCUUCGCAAAAUGGAACCGGGAUUGAGAGUCUCCAUAGUGAACCGCUUGUCCAACAGGAGGGCGCAUACACCGAGCUGUUUCCGGAGUCAAUGAUGGUAAUUAUACUUACAACGAACUUGAAAUUACUCAAUAUAAGCCCUAUAAAAAAACAGGGAAUAUAGUAUGUGUCUUACUUCCUUUCUUAAAACUUUUUAGCUGUUCCUCUAGAUGUUUGCUCUCUGCAUCGCCCCUUUCUCUACGCUUAUAUAUUGCUACUCUGAGGCACCUUGAGUGUGGUAUUUUGACAAAAAAAUUUUCAUAUCAAAUAAGUUUGAUUGUUUUAUCCAUUUACCAUUAUUAUUCAUCAAAUUUUAUUCAUCCGUUUAUGUCCUUACUUUCCCUUACAUCUAUUUUAAACAUCACUUGUUUGAUUAAGACCUUAUGGAAUGGCGGGUGAAGGGGUCUCAUUUGGAAAUAGGCAAUAAGAUUUAAGCGCAGUAUCUAACAAAACCUCCACUGGAAACGUAUUUGAACGAAUGUCCAAUUUUCACUUGGCAGCGUUUAUGGUUUCGUUCAAUUUUUUCAUUUGAUUUGACGAUUUUAGUCGUUUUUUCCAGCGUUACCAAGCCUGCCAAGUCUAUUAUAGCAUUAUUUUUUGUAAUAAAUAAAACUGAAUACUUUGCAGACCUCUGAAAACGAUGGUUCCCGAACGUACACUUCCCUUGUGAAAUCAACAGAAGACAGCGACACUGAAUAUGUGAACCAAAUAACUGCUGCUGAAUAUGUAAAUGCUUGUUAAAUGGAGU
Pocillopora meandrina is the source of this 5404-nucleotide messenger RNA. The record is from the annotation of a GenBank genome assembly. NCBI's taxonomy places the organism in Eukaryota, Metazoa, Cnidaria, Anthozoa, Scleractinia, Pocilloporidae.